Molecule: messenger RNA, 874 nt
Organism: Didymella exigua CBS 183.55
Lineage: Eukaryota; Fungi; Ascomycota; Dothideomycetes; Pleosporales; Didymellaceae
Product: ras-domain-containing protein
Exons: 5
Coding region: 104-721 (205 amino acids)
Molecular function (GO): GTP binding; GTPase activity
Source: RefSeq, a predicted model, not a curated record
UCCGACCCCACGUCGACUGCGAGGACCCUGCAUCUCUCCCAGACGAACACGAUCCCGAGAUCUCGAAGCUCAAGAUCGGCAAUCCCUCCCACACAGACCCGUCAUGGCGCAAUCCGGGUACUCGAAUCCGCUGAAGAAGUUCAAGCUGGUCUUCCUGGGCGAGCAGAGCGUGGGCAAGACGUCGCUCAUCACGCGCUUCAUGUACGACUCGUUCGACAACACGUACCAGGCGACCAUUGGCAUCGACUUCCUGUCCAAGACAAUGUACCUCGAGGACCGCACCGUGCGGCUCCAGCUCUGGGACACGGCCGGGCAGGAGCGCUUCCGCUCGCUGAUCCCCUCGUACAUCCGCGACUCGUCCGUGGCGGUGGUCGUGUACGACAUCACCAACAAGAAGACGUUUGAGAACACGCGCAAGUGGGUCGACGACGUGCGGGGCGAGCGCGGCAACGACGUCAUCAUCGUGCUGGUGGGCAACAAGACGGACCUGAACGACAAGAGGGAGGUGACGACGGCGCAGGGCGAGGAGGAGGCCAAGAAGAACAACCUCAUGUUCAUCGAGACGAGCGCAAAGGUCGGGCACAACGUCAAGGCGCUGUUCAAGAGGAUCGCGCAGGCGCUGCCGGGCAUGGAGGGCGAGGGCCAGCAGGGGCAGAGUCAGAUGAUUGACGUCAACAUCAACCCCAGCCAGCCGCAGGAGCAGAACUCGUGCUCGUGCUGAGCGCCGAGCGUGUUGCAUCGCGUAGAGCGUGUUGUAAUUAUUUGCGUUGUAUUCACCCGCAUCAUUCACCCACAUUGAGCAAGGCGUUCACGGGCAGGGCUGCAGUAUAGGAGCUAUCAGCCUACUCACACAACCAAUCCAUCAUCAUCAUCA